AUGCACCCUGUUUGUAUGAUAGCAUGGCGACCUGCAAGAGGCUGUGUCAGAAGUAACAGGACGAAGACUACAGAUAUCUUUGGUCUCCGACAAAUCUUUUCUGUGCUUGUAAGAUCCCAACAGCACGCAGUUCGCAAGAGCGAUGCUUUUCUCUCAAUCACAGGGCCCAUCUGCAGGUCGCUGAGGCAGAACCGCUCGCCCGGUUCUCUUAGACCAUUCUCCACUGCAGCACCAUUACGACUUCACCAGAGUUCGAGAAGUCAACAACAAAUUCCAUCCCGAGCACCGUCCGAGCUCGCAUUCCGGCGAUCCGACCUCCGACCUUAUGAAAUCAAGGUUGUCUUCGGUCCUGAUGCUCCUCCUCCUCAACUCGCCAACACGCUUCUUAAAGUCCUCCACUCUCGCCGCGUGAAUGGCACGCUUGAUCUUGACCUUCCAUCCAAACUCGCCUCUCAAUUGAAAGCAUAUCCCAGCGCGGUCGAUGACGCCCUUCGAUGGCUUCGCCUGGAAUACCCAGUCGACGAAGAUGCAGCUAUUCUUAGGCGGAUAGAGCGGGAAGAGGCUGGCGAAGGCGAUGAAGUCUUGAUAAACCGCGCAGAGAAUCUGGGUCUAUACAAGCCACAAAGUGGGUUGUAUGGAGCCAAGCUCGGAGAAGAGGGUGACAUAUUUGGGGAGAGCGAGCUGGAAAAAUUGAGGAAGGAGAAUGAGUUGAAGGCGGAGCAGGAGCAGAAAGAGGUAGAUGAAUUCAUCGAGCAGACACAGCAAGCGCACGAAGAAAAGGCUGGUGCGCUGGAGACUCGAAGAGAGGACGGGCUAGAAGUAUCAACGGGCUCAAGACCUCCAAACCUGUAUGAAAAGUGGAAGAUGAGGCACUACUUGUCUGGCACUUCUAAAAUCACAUUUGAAGAAGCCUCGCAAAAAGGAAAGAUUCGGCGUCUUCUUCCGUCAAUUCUCUUUGCAGCCACUGUCACUUGUGCAUCUUACCUCUUUGCAUUAACCUGGACACCUCCUGAUCGCUCUCACCGGCUUUUACCAUCCCUGCCGCUUGCCGAAGCUACAAUAUUCGGCAUCAUGGCCGCGAAUCUUGUCAUCCUUGCAUUAUGGCGCUUUCCACCUGCGUGGCGGAUGCUAAACAGAUACUUCAUCAGCACACCAGGUGUCGUGACAGUCUUCUCGAACCUGGGAAAUACCUUCAGCCAUCAAAGCUUUACGCAUCUGCUCUGGAAUGCCGUUGUGCUCUGGCUAGUAGGAAUAAGCCUCCAUGAGGAUGUUGGAAGAGGUUACUUCCUCGCCAUGUACCUAUCCAGCGGCGUCGUUGGCAGCGUGCUAAGUCUGAGCAACAUGGUUCUCCGGAAUGUCUUGAUCUCCAGUUCCCUAGGGGCUUCCGGGGCCGUUGCAGGAGUGUUCGCAGCCUAUUGCACUAUCAAUCCCAGUUCACGAAUUACGAUCUGGCUGCUACCUGAGGAUCUGGCACGAUGGGUUUCUUGCGAGGCCAGUUCAUUCCUAUUCUUCGUGGUCGCUCUUGAGAUCCUGUGUAUGACUGUGCCGUCGAUGAGAAGGCGCGGCACAGAUUAUGUGGCACACCUGGGUGGAUAUGCCUCUGGGUUCCUGGGCGGGUUGUUCUGGAGACGCGAGCAUGAGCCAAACCUUCAUUCAGGAGGAGGGUGGGGAAAGAAUAGACCCAAGGAACCGAGAUGGUACGAGAAGUUCUUAGGGAGAUAG
Molecule: messenger RNA, 1722 nt
Organism: Endocarpon pusillum Z07020
Lineage: Eukaryota; Fungi; Ascomycota; Eurotiomycetes; Verrucariales; Verrucariaceae
Exons: 4
Coding region: 1-1722 (573 amino acids)
Cellular component (GO): membrane
Molecular function (GO): serine-type endopeptidase activity
Source: RefSeq, a predicted model, not a curated record